ACCACACUGUUCCAAAAGGUUAGAGGAAAAAUUGUAUAUAACUUAAUUAGAUCACCUUUUCUUCCUCUUUCAUUAACAGUGGUUUGCCCGAUUCAAAUAGUAUAGUUAUUGUUAUUAUGAGGUAAAUACUGAUGGGAUAGGUUGGCAGGUUUGACCACACCUCCUGGUCUCUGGAGAGGCACUCUCUCAGCUGGACCAGUACAAAUAACAGUCAUUUCUCCUCCUUCAAGCCACAAACGUGCAGCCUCCUCUGGUCUCCUUUGGCAACAGGAAACAUGGAUCCAAGUGUUUGGAGCAAAGUCAUGUAUUCUUCCAGCAACAUUUGCCUUGACAGCUGUAGUGCAGAGCAUCUCUCCUCUUUUCAACCUAACCCUGUGCCGUCAAACUCAGAUGCACAAGGUGUUUCUUUUCACAAAGACAGUGAGAGCACAAAAAUACUACCAGAGAGUGAUUACUACAGCGGUGCUGAAGCUCAAGGUUCAAGUUUGAUCUGUUCUAGCCAGCUGGAGCUCAAUCCACCCAGAGACGGCACCACAAGAAGGCACCCGUCCCCUGCAUCCGGCCCUUGCGGUCAUCAUGACUGGAACCUAAGCAGUGGCCAUCAGGCGAAGCGUGCCAGAGUGGAGAACAUCAUCAAAGGCAUGACCGGCUCUCCUGGCAUGCACUGCGCAGAUGGGACGACUAAUCAGCGCGAGGAGGAGGAAAAUGAAAGGAUUGGAGAGCUGCCUUUAAAUCAGGAGCACAUUGAGGGAAGUGGGUCCAGCAGCACGAGUCUGAUGGCAAGGAAGCAGCUGGAGAGUCAGCAGCAGCAGCACCUCAGACAGCUCAGAACAAAGUUUAACCACACGGGUGAGGUAACUGAAACCACAGACAGUAGUAAAGAGGAGAAAUAUCCCACAUGGAAUGAUUCUCCUGACACAUGUCCGAGGGAUGCAUUCACAGAUUCAUACUGUGAGUCUGAGAGCAGCAGAAGUAGAAAAUACCAAGGCUGGAAAAAGGUGAAGCUGAUUAACUACUUCCAGUCCAAACCAGAGAGAAUAAAGCUAAUGGCAGAUGUUUUAAAGUAUGAAUUGUCCAGAGCUGUCAGCAGGAGUGUUGACUCUGUUUUCAAAAGUAUGCCACUUUUACAGAGCUCACCCAACGAUGAGGGGAGUGUAGAGACUGAUAGCCCUCUUCAGUCAUCAGUGGCUAAAGAUAAAAAAACAAGUCUGUCAUGUUGUGGGAAUGAAGAGGUGCAAGUCCCAGACGUUCAAACCGAAGCUCUGUCUCUGGUUGUGCAAAAGCCUCGACUGGACAGGCUUACCCUCCAGCCCAGAGUGAGAGCUCAAAAUCAUCCAGACGCUGCUCUGCAUGAUGAUCAGAACAAUCACACCACCAUCGCCCAUCAACACGCCCUGAGAUGCCUGCAAGACGGACGCUCUGAAGUCGGCCAAACAAAGUUUGAGAUGUUUGAUGCACAUUGGAAUUCGGUCAAAGUGAGAUCAAAGGUAAACUCCAGAUCUGUGAGAAGCCCACAGACUCACACUGUGUCAGUGGAUCCGAUGCUUUUAGAAAGCCUGUGCCUCCCUCACGUCAAGAUUGAGCCUGAGAGCCCGGUGAAGAACAACCUGUACAUGCUGAACGAGGGUUUGACCACAAAUCAUCUGAAGAAAGCAAAGCUUAUGUUCUUCUACACUCGCUACCCGAGCUCACUAGUGCUGAAGAUGUGUUUCCAUGAUGUGCAGUUCACACGCUGCAUCACCUCUCAGCUCAUCAAGUGGUUCAGUAACUUCAGGGAGUUUUACUACAUCCAGAUGGAGAAGUUCGCCCGCCACGCUCUCAUAGAAGGGGUGACCGACGUGAGGGGUCUGACUGUGGGGAGAGAAUCAGAACUUUUCAGAGCUCUAAACAUGCACUACAACAAAGCCAACGACUUCCAGGUCCCUGACAGAUUCCUUGAGGUUGCCGAGAUUACACUGAGAGAAUUUUACAUUGCCAUUUCAAUGGGCAAAGAUCGUGAUCCGUCCUGGAAGAAAGCAAUCUACAAGGUGAUCUGUAAACUGGACAGUGAUGUACCAGCUGAAUUUAACAGUCAUCACUCUGGAUAAGAGCCAACCAGAGGACAACGUGUCAAAAAGGUUACGGUCACAAUUUGGACUUACACAUGCCUUGAUAAGCAAACUGCCUUUUUUUUAAAAUAGCACACUACAUUGUAAAUCAGAUUAUCUGGAAAAUGAAGUACAUGCUGGCACAUCUCCAGUCUCCAUACAUGUGGCAGACUGAUAGUCAACACCAGAUGUUAUUAUUGCAUCAUGAGGUAGUUUGUCAUAAUAUGUAUUUUGCUAUAUCCAGCCAUAUUAUAUAGCAAUAAUACAUACUUUGUAUGACCGUGCUGAUGGAUGAACUAGCGAGCUGUCCCAGGUGUACCGUGCCUCUUGCCCAGAGUUCGCUGGGAUAGGCUCCAGCCCCACCGCAACCCUUAAAGAUAAGUGGUAUAGGUAAUGGAUGGAUGGAUAAACAAUUGUGAAACAGAGUUUUCACAAAGUGCAACAGACAACACAGUUAGUUUUUAAGAUGCAUUUAUCUUUAAUAAGCACAAAAUAAUGUCCACACCACAUCAGAAAAAAUGUUUAAUAUUCAGCAGAGGUCAUUAUUGCCACUCUGUAUCUAUGUACAGUGUAUAUAAAAUGGAAAUUACAUAAAUUCUAAAAUGACUGAAUCAGUAAUUCAUGUUUAAUAUCUCACCCACCCCCUACAAACUGGUAAAAGAGCUGUUUCUUUUGCUCUUCCAUACGUACCAUAUGGAUCCAUUUAAAUCAUUCCAAAUCAUAGUGCAGUUGACUGUUCAAAUCAAACAGUCUUCAUCAGUGGCGCUGUGUUCUCAUGUAUAACUGAUCCUUGUCUUCAGUGUUGGUGCUCCAAAUGCAAAUUUCUGAUGUAUGAAAAUUCUGGCUUCUCAGGUUCUCAGGUGCAAAAUUUGUAGGAAAAAAGUUGCUUAUAUUGGCAUUCAUUGACCGUGAUAAUCACACUCUGUGAGGCUGAACUUGAUUCAUUUUAAUAUUUAUAUGCAAUGUGCACAUAGGCAUUUGCAUUGAACACAGUUCCUCAAAAAACUCAACAGCAAGACAAUCCAACACACAAGGUGCAAUCAAGAAGUUCAGAGACUGUUCCUUUUGCGAAUGAGCAGUGCUUGGCAGGGUAAGGCUCAUGCAGGAGGUGUGAGCAAUACUUUUGGGAGUCAGUAUUCCGCUUUACUUCUAACAAUAAACCAGCAGGUGUGCUUUUGUGGUUUCACCAUGGAGCAGAAGCAGCACUGUGUCAAAGUCUGCAAGGAUCUCCGUCAGCAGGUCCAAGAUGACCCGACGUUCAUGUCAAAGAUCAUCACCAGUGACAAGUUGGGUCUAUGACUAUGAUCUGGAGACCAUACAGCAGACUCUGCAAUGGCAGAGCCCGUGGUCUCCAAAACCAAAGAGGGUACAUCAGGAGCACAAAGAAGAGCAUGUUUGUUGCUUUCUUCAACAUUCGCAAGGUUGUGUGAAUUCGUCCCUUAGCAUCAAACUGUCAAUGCUGAGUUCAACUGCACCACUCUAUGGCAAUAAGGGAAAACAUUUGACACAAAUGACCUGAACUAUGGCAUGAUGGCAACUGGGUGCUCCAUUAUGACAACGUGCUAUUGAAAAUGCAAGAUUUCUUUGGCUGCACCAACACAGUAGUUGCUCUCCACCCACCUUACUGGCCAGAUUUCCCCAAAAUGAAAUUCAAACUGAAGGGUUGCUGUUUUGAGACAGUGAGGGAGGUCCAACAAUGGUGCUUGAUGUGUUUACUUCAUGGGACUUCCAUGAAGUAUUCCAAGCCCACCAAGAGCAUUGGGAGUGGUGUAUAGCUGCAAAAGGUGACCUCUUCGAAGGAGAUGGCAGCCAAAUUUAAAUCAGGUACAUUUUUACUUCUUAAAGGCACAGUCUCAGAACUUUUUGAUUGCAACUCACAUCUCUGGGCAUACUUGUGCAAUUUGCCAACUAAUACAUGUUGAAUGUGCCACUGUUUAUUUAAAAUGUAUCACACUAAGUAGUCAUUGCAGAUAUACUGUCUAAACACAAGCCUUUUAACUUGUAUGUAGUCCACAGAUAAAUUUGCAGCCAGUUGUUUUCAGCUUGAUUAAAAGUUUAACUCAAUUGUGAGACACUUGUACAAAAAUAAAGCAUUUCAUUUGCAUACUACCUUCCCGCUUAAUUAUGAGCCAUGGUAAUACACGUUGUAUCUAUUAAGAGAUAGAGAUAUAUUAAUAAUCUAAGUGCAAAGUGUCCAUGAGUGAGAUGGUCCUGGAAGCAUGUACUUGUGUUGCACCCCAUCCUCUGACACUUGCAAACCCAUUCAAGCAACAAACUGAGCCAAAGAAAAUACUGCAACAAGCACAUACUUGUUACAACAGUAAACUGCUUUGAUUUAAAAUUUUUAGGAACUUGUAAAUGACAGCAUCCUCUUAACAGCAAUUACCUCUCAGUAUUGUUUGCUUUAAACGAAAAACAAAAACCACUACCAUUAUGGAAUUGGGAAGCAGUUCACAAAGGUGUA
Molecule: messenger RNA, 4551 nt
Organism: Lates calcarifer (barramundi perch)
Lineage: Eukaryota; Metazoa; Chordata; Actinopteri; Centropomidae
Product: prospero homeobox protein 1
Exons: 5
Coding region: 276-2087 (603 amino acids)
Biological process (GO): regulation of transcription by RNA polymerase II
Cellular component (GO): nucleus
Molecular function (GO): DNA-binding transcription factor activity, RNA polymerase II-specific; RNA polymerase II cis-regulatory region sequence-specific DNA binding
Source: RefSeq, a predicted model, not a curated record